UCUGUGCUUCUGUUAUGUCUGCCAGUAUUUCAUUUAUUGGUCAGUUUAUGAAUCGGACCUAACUAUUUGCAGCUAAAUUUUUCAUCCUAGCUUCUCUGUAUUGUAAGUUGUAAUUAUAGGGCAUUCAUUCUUUUAGCACUGUAAUGUUUCUGAAUUAAAAGUAAAACGAUCACAAACUGGGGCAAAUGGGAAAAGUUCUUAUGACUAAAGUUUUUUUUCUAAUUUUUCUAGUUGGUUUCUGCAGCCUUUUAAUUGCUCAUUUUGUUUCCUUUUAUUAGGCUAUCUUGGUUUUAUUAUAGAUUAUACUGAUAAUAGAUUAUAAAGGGAACAUUAUAAGAAAAGUAAUUUCUUUAUUAUAUUUUUCUAGGUUUUUUUUUUAACUAGAUUUAUAAAAUGUAGAGAUGAAAAAGGCCUAUUUUAUCUAGUCCCGGCUGGCAAGUACAAGAUUAUUCCAUAUAUUGUGUUUUUUCUAAUGCUUUGCGUGGUCUGGUUUUAAACAGUUCACAUAGAACAGCUUUGAAAGAGUUAGUUUAAGCUAAGUGGCUUCAAAGCUCUCUACUCCAGUGAGAACACUGCUACUGGCCUGAGACCAAAUCCUAAAAGACGCUUUUUGUUGUGGCCCCCAAAUCCCAUUGACUGUUGAGAGUGUUCUGGAUUAUGCAGCACUGGGCUGCUAAAAUUGGAAUGGGGGGAACGGAGGACAACAUCAAGCAUUUGCACAGUGCUUUAGAUGCAAAGGUCUGUAACAAGCAAUAAUUAAUCCUUGUAUGAGGUAGGUCUGUAUUUGUUACCUUACAUUUUAGUACAGGGCAGACUGAGGCACAGAAGAGGUGGGUCGUACUGUUAGUGACUGGAAUAGAAAACGGACUCUGGGAGAUUCAGCUGUCUGUUUCUGGCUUGGUUUAGGGGGUAACACUUCAUCAACAAAUUAAAUAAUGAUAAUUUGAUACCACCAACAAAAAAUGUAUCAGUGUAAACUUUGACCCUGUUUAAAAUUCUUGUCCUCUGGCUAGAGCAUCACAUCCUCAGUGUAGGCUUGAGGGCAUUAGCUGUUGUUAGAAAUCCUUUAUAUUUAAAGUGUGAAUUUGAUAAAUGACACCUCUUAUAGUAAUACUUUCUAUCUUUGCAGGGACUAGCAUCGAACCUGUAGACUACAAACAGGCUUUAUAGCUUUAGAAGUCUGUAUGAAAUAGUAGCUGUUGUGAAGGUCUUUUGAAAUGGCUGAAUCAAAUUAAAGAAGACUUAAAGGAUACCUGUAUCCAUAUGGCCUUGGCAGAUGGCAGCAUUAUAUUCUUUUGAUCUCUGUGUUAACUUAAUGGAGUCUUUGCUCAGCCGUUAACUAGAGGCUUCAAGGGCCUGAUCCUAGGUAUUGUAACUCUUGUUGAAAUCUGUGGGAGUGGAAUGUGCUUAACAUCUUCUAGAAUUGGACCAUUAAUUUAGUUAACUGAUUCCUGUUUUCAUCAGCCUGACACAUUACAAUUCAUGUAUGUGGUGCUAAUCUUGCCAGACUUUUGGAGUUGUCCUCACUGGAAUUUUUUAAUUAACUAAGAGAAAAUCAGUCCUAAGGGAAAUGAUCAGAUUGUGAGACCCUGCACGUUGAUGUCAGAAGUGGACUCAGUUUUAAAUGAAAGUGGUUGGUAGUAGUAUUUGCCAAAGCUCAUCCCAUCAAGUUAUACAUACAGAUCUCCUUAAGACGCUUGAUCUUGGAGAGUCACGAUUGCUUGUAUAGCAAGAAUUGUCCUGCCUCAAAGGUGAGCUUUUGCCUUCCGCUGAAACAUUUUUUUUCCUAACAGGCAGAUGAUCAGUUGUAUUGAGAGAUUUGUACGAUUUGUACUUAGGCAGUUCAAACCUGUUUCCACAUUACAGGUUAAAUUUAACAUGGGCAUAUAUGAAAAAGCAAUGAGAAAUGACAGAAAAAAUAAUAAAGCUGUCCUUUCAAAAAAAAGAUACGAUUGUUUUCAUAACUAAUUUUAAUUUUUCAGUAUUCAAAUUGUUCAGGUUACAUAUGCAAGGCAAUAAGAAGGUACAAGUAACUUAUUGUUAAUGUAUGUAAAGUGCUAUUUUAUUAUUAUCAGAUACGUUUAGUUCAACUAGCAAAAUUGCUUUCAGCUAACGCUUCUACAGGAGGCUUUUAUUUUAUGUUACAGUGAAGUAGUUCCUAGACUGUAAGUACUGUAGGAGCUCCAUAGCAGUACAGUGUGAUAUGCCAGCAUGAGUUAAAUUAUACUGCUCUUAAAAUUAUAUAGGGCAGAGCCGUCCAACUUCUAAGGCCUUGGGGGCCACUCUCCUUGCAGGCUACACCAGGUAUGUCAUGUGGAUGCUCCCGCACACUGCACUGCACACCUACGUGGGCACCACCUCAUCCACUGAUGUACUAUGCAGGCAUAAUUCCCACUCGGGGCAUGUGGCCUCAAUUUCCACUGCUCCCCUUGGGCAUGGCCCCAGACUGACCCUCAGCUCUCUGUUGCCACACUGCCCUGCCCCCUGGGGCAAAUGCAGGAGGCAGCAGCUGGAGAGGGAGGGGAGAAUCUGAAGACUGGCUGCUAUUGUAGUUGGAGCAGCGGAGAGAGUGGUGGCCAGGUGAGAACCCAGGGACUGCAUAUUAAUCCCUUGUGGACUGCAUGCAGCCCGUGGGCCACCAGUUGCACAGCCCAAGUUUACGGGACGCAAAUACUACUGUGAUGGAUAUUGUAAGAUUGGGUGUGUGUGUGCAAGCGUACGUAUGUAUGUGUUAACAUGGAACCAAAUCCUGGACCCAUUAACAUCUGCGGCAAAGCUCCCACUGAUUUGAGAGAGACCAGGAUUUUGCUCUGUAAAGUUGACAAUAACUACUUAUCCAAACUGGCUGAGUGUCACAACUUUCUGUUGUACUGUUUUGUCCUGGAAUUGCAUUUUAAUACCUAUACUUAAAAGUGCCUGGGCAAAUUGCAAGUUGACCUUUUUCCCUAUCUUUUUAAAGCCAUUAACAAUGUGAAUCAUAAGCGUCACUCUUAAAUCCUUCAUGAAAUGUAAGCAGCAGGCCUGUUGAUUCUGUGCCUCUUUUUUUUUUCCCCCAGUCCCUAGUUUUCUUUAAACAUUUUUUUAAAAAACUAAAAGCCCAAGCUGAAAGAUGGAACAGAAUGUUUCGGAGAGAAAACCUGCCACCAACUCGACUGCAGACUUCGAUGUAAUGGGUGCCUUAGACUGGAAAGACGGCAUUGCUACCUUGCCAGGUAGCAACAUACAAUUCCGUUUAAGUGAGUUUGGAACACUAGAAAUCAUUACUGAAGUAGAAGCGGAAGCCAUAAAAUCUCUUUCUGUCCCGGCAAUAAAUACCAGCACAGCCGGCCUGAAUUCUGGCACUUGGACUCUUGCUGCUAUCAACACUACUGCUGUCUCUGGCACUAAUUCUGAAGCAGAACCCAGAGACAAAGUGUCUGGUACUGGCAUACAAGCCUGUGAAAACUGUGGGCAAAUGGACUGCUUUGAGACUGACAAGUUUUGCACCUGCUCCCAGCAGCAUAAGGACAAGAAUUCCAAAGACAUCCCAGCUGACUGCAGAAACCGAAUAAAUAACAGAAACCUUAAUGCCAGCACUGAUUCUCAGGUUAACGAGGCCGACAGACCUCUCAAGCGGCUCCGAAGAAAGAGAAAACUGCUUCUGGACUCUGAGGAUGAUGAUGAAAAUGUAGAUGAUGAGGAGGCAUACAAGGAGAAGAAUAAAUCAAAUAAUAUGAAAAACCGCAGAAACACCAAACCAGUAAAACAAGUUCUGCUUGGAAAGAAGAAGGUGUGGAACUGGGUUUCCUACUUAGAAGAGGAACAGAUGCCAGCUGCUCCAUUUAAAUUGUUCAAAGAGUAUCAAUCCUUCCCACAAGGUAGAAAUGGAUUUAAAGUUGGAAUGAAGUUAGAGGGCCUGGAUCCUGAACAUCCAUCUUUAUGUUGCGUUCUCACUGUGGCUGAGGUGCAGGGAUUUAGAAUGAGGUUACAUUUUGAUGGUUAUUCUGACUGCUAUGACUUCUGGAUUAAUGCUGAUUCCCCAGACAUCCACCCUGUCAGCUGGUGUGAAAAAACAGGUCACAAGCUGCUUCCCCCUAAAGGUUACAAGGAAGGGGAAUUUAAUUGGACUUCUUAUCUGAAGAAUUGUAAAGCUCAAGCAGCCCCCAAAAUCCUUUUCAAGACCCUCAGCACACCUGUCAUGCCAUCCGGAUUUCGGGUGGGAAUGAAGUUGGAAGCAGUGGACAGAAAGAAUCCAUCUUUGAUGUGCGUGGCAACCGUUGCUGAUAUGUUGGAUAACCGGCUGCUAAUUCAUUUUGACAACUGGGACGAGAGUUAUGACUACUGGUGUGAUGCUAGCAGCCCAUACAUUCGUCCUGUUGGUUACUGCCAAGAAACUGGAACCCCACUGACAACACCACCUGAAUAUAAGGAUUCCAAAAGCUUCUCGUGGGAGAAAUAUUUGGAAGAAACCAAUUCCCAGGCAGCCCCACCAAGAGCAUUUAAAUUGCAUCCUGCCCAUGGGUUUCAGGUUAAUAUGAAGUUAGAGGCUGUGGACAAGAGAAAUCCCAAGUUAAUAAGGGUGGCAACAAUUGUUGACAAGGAUGACCAUCGGAUCAAGGUCCAUUUUGAUGGGUGGGACCGUAACUAUGAUUUCUGGGUUGAUUCAGACAGCCCAGAUAUUCACCCAGUAGGCUGGUGUGCAAAAACUGGACAUGUUCUACAGGUUCCGCUAGGUGCUGCUGAUACAAUGGGAACAGUUGGGCAAGGGUGCCCUACCCCUGGCUGUCAGGGUAUUGGUCAUGUCAGAGGACCCCGCUAUGGAACACAUUAUACGCUAGUAGGCUGCCCAUAUUCUGAAGUUAACCUCAAUAGGGAGAGCUCAUUACAGGAUCGCCUGAGUGGGGAGAGGCCUUCAUCCAGCAAUAGCAUUCAGAAAUCCAAGAGACCAGAGACUCCUAUACCAUUCGUAGACCCUCAGGAAGACUCUCCGCUAUCCAGAAAAUCUUCUGUGCAAGAUGCUGAAAGAUCUGGUCGAAGCAGUGUCCAUAGUCUGUCGGAGCAGUCCGAAAACAGUCAGGCAAAAGACUGGAUGGAAGAGCAGUCGUCUGCAGAUACCAAAGUGAAACAAAUAAAGCUUGGUUCCCAGCAUGCCUAUAUAAAGUUCCAGCUGGUGAAGCAGGAAGACUAUGGAAAUGACACAGAAUUCACUCUGCAGCAGGCCCUCCAUCAGUCUGUCUUCAUGCCUUCCCUGUCCUCUAACCCGACCCACCGCCUCCAUCUCUGCUGGGAGCAGCAUUGCAAGCUGCUACCGGAGGUUUCAGGCCUUACUGCCAAGCAUGUGGCCAAAUGGACCGUGGAAGAGCUCUGGCAUAUACAGGAAAAUACUGGCUCAGCAAGAAGUUUUACACAGAUUCCUGAAAAAAAAUCUGUAUUAACCUUUUCCUGUCAAACCUGUGGGGCUUCCCUGAUUCCAGUUCUUUUUCUGGCCACCUGUAUUUGACCCUUGUAGUCUUAAAACACGAUGCUGGCAAUAAAUACUGGGUACCCCUGAUGGUUUUUCUACCCUGACUUUGGUGGUGCUUCACUUUUACAAUGCAGGCAGUAGCAAAAUUAUAUGCGUGGCUUCCUUCUUCCUCUUCCUGUCUGUUUCACACACAAAACAAAACCGUCCACAGUAUA
Gavialis gangeticus (Gharial) is the source of this 5658-nucleotide messenger RNA. RefSeq names its product lethal(3)malignant brain tumor-like protein 4. The coding region runs from base 3110 to 5479 and encodes 789 amino acids. The transcript has 20 exons. The record is from RefSeq and is a predicted model, not a curated record. Gene Ontology annotation, molecular function: protein binding; zinc ion binding. Gene Ontology annotation, cellular component: nucleus. Gene Ontology annotation, biological process: regulation of DNA-templated transcription. NCBI's taxonomy places the organism in Eukaryota, Metazoa, Chordata, Crocodylia, Gavialidae.